Lampris incognitus (smalleye Pacific opah) is the source of this 2220-nucleotide messenger RNA. It is a transcript of the gene ephx2, whose product is annotated as epoxide hydrolase 2, cytoplasmic. NCBI's taxonomy places the organism in Eukaryota, Metazoa, Chordata, Actinopteri, Lampriformes, Lampridae. Bases 64 to 1746 code for a protein of 560 amino acids. Gene Ontology annotation, biological process: phospholipid dephosphorylation; cholesterol homeostasis. Gene Ontology annotation, cellular component: peroxisome. The record is from RefSeq and is a predicted model, not a curated record. The transcript has 19 exons. Gene Ontology annotation, molecular function: magnesium ion binding; lipid phosphatase activity.
UGUGCGCUUAUAUAUGUGUCCCCCCCCCCCAACCUGUUCUGUUUGAAAAGCUGUCGAGGCGAAAUGUCGCAGAGGAAAGCGGUCUUGUUCAGCUUCUGGGGAGUCGUGGCCGCUGCCCGGCCUGGCGUCGUGUUCCGCAAGUUUGAAGAGUCGCACCAACUCCCACGUGGAUUCCUGUUUAACGUUGUGUCCCCAGAGAGCAGCGCGGUGAGCGGGGCGGAGAGAGGCGACAUGACGCUCACCCAGAUGAUCCCAGUGUUCGAGGCAGAGUGUGCGAAGGCGGCCCAGGACCAGGGUGUGACUUUACCAGAGGACUGGUCCGUCCGAACCCUGUUGGAGGAGAUCCGAGACAGGACGGACAUCCGCUCAGCUGUCCUGCAGACUGCUGAUGCUCUGCAUCGCAAUGGUUUGUUGACAGCUGUGCUGGCCAAUCAGUGGAUAGAUGACACUGCGGCUGGAGAUGGUUGGGCCCGCCUACUUUCUCUGCUUGGCAGCCAUUUUGAUCUGGUCCAACAGUCCUGUCGCUCAGGUCACAGGGUCCCUGAGGCGGCCAUGUUCACUUCUGCUUUGCAGCGCCUUGGAGUUACCCCACAACAGGCACUAUGGCUGGCUGAGGAUGAGGAGGGCGUUGAGGCUGCCAAGGCGGUAGGGAUGAAGUCCAUCUUGGUGGAAGAUGUUGAUGAUGCACUCAACCAGCUGGCUGACUUCACUGGAGUACAGGCUGUAACAGUGAGCAGCUUUCCACCAUCUUGCAUCCCAGAUGCAAUGCCACAUGGCUAUGUCACCAUCAGGCCAGGGAUGAGGACCCAUUAUGUAGAGAUGGGCUCAGGCCCCCCGGUUCUGUUGUGUCAUGGUUUCCCUGAGAGCUGGUACUCCUGGAGGUACCAGAUUCCAGCCUUGGCAGAAGCAGGUUUUAGGGUCUUGGCAUUGGACAUGAAAGGGUAUGGAGAAUCUACAGCCCCCUCAGAUAUCGAGGAAUACUCACAGGAACAACUCUGCCAGGAUCUGAUCGCCUUCAUGGACAAAAUGAUGAUCCCCCAGGUGACUCUGUGUGGCCAUGACUGGGGUGGUUCUCUGGUCUGGAGCAUGGCACAGUGUUUUCCUGAAAGAGUCAAGGCGGUAGCAUCACUGAACACGCCACUCUUUCCUGUGGACCCUUCUGUCUCACCCAUGAUGAAGCUCAAGGCUAUACCCAUAUUCGACUACCAGAUCUACUUCCAAAAUCCUGGUGUAGCAGAGGCAGAGCUGGAGCAGGACUUGGAGAGAACACUUAAGGUCUUCUUCAGUAGCAGUGAAGAAACAGUGAGUCGUCCUGUCAUCAGGACCACUGGGGUGUGUGCUAGAGGUGGUCUGUUGGUUGGUUUACCAGAAGAAAUCCCCUUGAGCUCCAUUCUGACUGAGGCCAGCCUGCAGUACUACGUCAGCCAGUUCAAAGCUAGUGGGCUCAGGGGACCGCUAAAUUGGUAUCGCAACGUUGAGCGGAACUGGAAAUGGAUGUGCUCUCGUCCCAGGGGGAAGCUGAUGAUGCCAGCGCUGAUGGUGACCACGGGGAAGGACCCCGUGCUGCUGCCUGUCUUCUCCAAGGGAAUGGAAGAAAUGAUCCCAAACCUCACCAGAGGACACAUUGAGGAGUGUGGACACUGGACUCUGAUGGAGAAGCCUGCCGAGGUCAACAAGAUUCUGAUCCGUUGGCUUCAGGACACGCACAACAACAAGGCUGCGGUUCCCAUCAACCCAAAACUGUGAGGCCGAGUGUCUGGUCAGAUUCAUGUCAGCCAUCCGGAACGUUCUGCGUUGAGUUUAGUAAAAAAUAUAUCCCGGAGUCAUUCAAUAGUUUUUAUAUGAACGUCACCAAGGGUUUACCAUCGUUUUUAACAACAUUUUGUUGAAUCGGUGCAGUAUUGAGCCCUUUCUCAUAGUAGGUGACCUUUUUUAUUUCGUUUUCAAUUUGCGGAGCUUCAGUUUUGUGUCGAACUCGUCAUGUGCCUCUCAUCUCGUCACCUGAAAUUUACAAGAAACAAUUUGUUUUAAGACAAGGCAUGACCGCACUAUAUGAAAACCUUACCAUUGGUUUCUACAUUCCCUGUUAUGUUUGUGUAACUACAACAUCAUGUUUGUACCCUUUCCUACUCUGUGUGGAUCAAGUCUAAAUACCCCUGUGUGUAAACCUGCUUGGCUAAAAUGGAAAACUUGCACCAUUAAAACAUGAUGGCAUACCAA